Messenger RNA from Solea senegalensis (Senegalese sole), 606 nucleotides. RefSeq names its product aldehyde dehydrogenase family 1 member A3-like. Lineage: Eukaryota; Metazoa; Chordata; Actinopteri; Pleuronectiformes; Soleidae. Gene Ontology annotation, molecular function: aldehyde dehydrogenase (NAD+) activity. The transcript is spliced from 5 exons. The record is from RefSeq and is a predicted model, not a curated record. Bases 1 to 600 code for a protein of 199 amino acids.
AUGGUACACAGCUGGUUGCCAGGGGCAGGUAGCACUGACACAGCGUGUCCAGCCAGGCUUUUGUACUUCAUACAGAACAUUAUUAUUGUUGUUGUUGUUGUUGUUAUUGUUAUUGUCUUUGUUUGUGUGCAGAUCGACCGACAGCAGUUUGAGAAGAUCAUGGAUCUGAUCGAGAGUGGGAAGAAGGAAGGAGCCAGGCUGGAGUUUGGAGGAGUUUCUGUGGGAGAGGAGAAACUCUUCAUCCAACCAACCAUCUUCUCUGCUGUCAAAGACCACAUGACCAUCGCUACACAGGAGAUCUUUGGUCCAGUGCAGUGUAUCUUCAGUUUUAAGAGCCAGCAGGAGGCGAUAGAGAGAGCCAACUGCUCGCAGUAUGGGCUGGUGUCAGCAGUGUUCACCAGCAGCAUGGACAGAGCUCUGUCUGUGUCCUCAGCUCUGGACAGUGGCACCGUGUGGAUAAACUGUUACAACGCACUUCACGCCCAGUCACCGUUUGGAGGCUUUAAGAUGUCGGGAAACGGACGAGAACUUGGAGAAUAUGCUCUGGCUGAAUAUUCAGAGGUGAAAGCAGUGACCAUCAAACUCAGAGGAACCAUGUGAGAAGAA